Glycine soja is the source of this 975-nucleotide messenger RNA. RefSeq lists its product as uncharacterized. The record is from RefSeq and is a predicted model, not a curated record. Gene Ontology annotation, cellular component: intracellular membrane-bounded organelle. The transcript has 5 exons. Lineage: Eukaryota; Viridiplantae; Streptophyta; Magnoliopsida; Fabales; Fabaceae. Bases 165 to 716 code for a protein of 183 amino acids.
CACAUAUAAUUAGUUUUACGAUUAUUUUUUUUCCCUUGGAUUGGAGCUGGGGUUUCUUGUGGUGAGAGAAAGAACCCUUAUUCUUUGAUUUGGGAACAUCUAGGUCUCAAUUUAGUGGAACACCCUUCGUAGUUGGAAGUUAAAUUUUGAAGCUUUGGACGAAGAUGGUAAAUGGGAAUGUGAGAAUAACCAGUUGGGUCCAAAAGAAGAUCACUGAUCCCCUUCUCUCCAUUAUCCGAAGAGGAACUGAACCAAACCAGUUGGCUUUCUCUGCUGCUCUUGGUAUUACAUUGGGACUAUUUCCUAUAUGUGGUGUCACUGUGUUCCUCUGCGGAAUGGCUAUUGCAUUGCUUGGAUCAUUUUGCCAUGCUCCAACUGUGAUGCUUGCAAACUUUAUUGCUACUCCCAUAGAGUUGAGUCUGGUUGUACCCUUUCUACGCCUUGGUGAGGUUAUCUCUGGUGGAUCUCAUUUCCCUUUAACAUCUGAUGCUUUAAAGAAAGUUCUUACUGGCCAAGCUUCACGUGAAGUCUUAUUAAGUGUGGCCCAUGCGUUAUUAGGGUGGCUGGUUGCAUCACCAUUUAUUUUGGGAACUCUAUACAUAGUUCUUUUACCAUGCUUCAAAAUUUUAGUUCAUAAUUUCUCAAGUGUUCCUUUAAGUCCAAAGAAGCCGCUCAAUCCACACUCAGAAGUAAAGCUGAAGGUAAGGGAUGUUUGACAAAGUAGCAACGAUAUCAUAGUCUCAAAAUCUGCUUUGUCACAGUGAUCAAUCAUUGAUUCCUAUAUUCUUGCGUGACACAAAUUGUACAUAAUCAACAAAAACUUGUCACUGUUUAUAAUGCUGAGAUUGACGUAUCCUAUUUGUAAAGCAUGCUAUGUGAUGUGAUGUUAUUACAAAAAAUAGUAUAAUGUUAUUGGCCAUGGGACAUUUGAAGAUCAUAAGGAACAUGGAUAUCAAAUUUUUCAAAUAGGCUAAA